Molecule: messenger RNA, 1044 nt
Organism: Conger conger (European conger)
Lineage: Eukaryota; Metazoa; Chordata; Actinopteri; Anguilliformes; Congridae
Gene: tssk6
Product: testis-specific serine kinase 6
Exons: 1
Coding region: 1-1044 (347 amino acids)
Biological process (GO): intracellular signal transduction; protein phosphorylation; microtubule cytoskeleton organization
Cellular component (GO): cytoplasm
Molecular function (GO): ATP binding; tau-protein kinase activity; protein serine/threonine kinase activity
Source: RefSeq, a predicted model, not a curated record
AUGGGUACCAAAAAAUCUGUAUGUGAUGAGAGUUCAGUGCCAAAUAACGUGGAGAAAACUGAAGAGGCACAACCAGUGGACGACUUUCUUUUGCUCAGAAAACGUGGAUACAACGUCAUUCGUAAUAUAGGUGAAGGGUCAUUUUCCAAAGUAAAGUCUGCUUACUCAGAGCGCCAUAAGAAACACGUUGCUGUAAAGAUAAUCAACAGAAGAAAGUUGUCCAUUCAUUUUCUGGAAAAGUUCUUGCCACGAGAACUUGACAUCCUCCCAUCCCUUAACCAUCGGCACAUUGUGAAGACCUAUGAAAUCUUUGAGACAGCCGAGGGUAAAGUCUACAUAGUGAUGGAGCUUGGCGUGCACGGGAACCUUCUGGAUUUCAUCAAGAACCAGGGAGCCCUGCCGGACCAUCUGAGCAGGAAGCUCUUCACCCAGCUCUCACUCGCCGUCAAAUUCACCCACGACCUGGACAUCGCUCACAGGGACCUGAAGUGUGAGAACCUGCUUCUGGACAAGGACUUCAACCUCAAGGUUUCGGACUUCGGGUUCAGCAAGAGGAUCGCCUACGACGACAGCGGGAAGGUCAUCCUGAGCAAAACCUUCUGCGGGUCACGUGCGUACGCACCUCCCGAGAUCCUACAGCACCAGCCCUACAACCCCAAGGUGUACGACAUCUGGAGCAUGGGCGUCAUCCUGUACACCAUGGCGUUCGGAACGAUGCCGUUCGAUGAUUCAAACUUGAGGAAAAUGCUGGAGAUUCAGAAGGAGCACCGCUUCCAGUUCCCCCUGAAAACGGUGUCCACGGAGUGCAAGAACCUGAUCCACCGCAUGCUCCACCCGAACGCACAGAGGAGGAUUCCCAUCCUGACCAUUGUUGAACACCCCUGGCUACAGGACAGACACAAACUGCAAGAGGCUAACAGACAUCCGCAAGAGGAGCCAUCAACCAGCGCAGGGUCUGCCAUUACACACGUGGAAAGAAAGUCGGCAAAUUCACAGAAAGGAUUAGGAAGAGAAGCACCCGCCACUGCUAAAGUGGGACAGUGA